Molecule: messenger RNA, 793 nt
Organism: Cataglyphis hispanica
Lineage: Eukaryota; Metazoa; Arthropoda; Insecta; Hymenoptera; Formicidae
Gene: Mettl5
Product: rRNA N6-adenosine-methyltransferase Mettl5
Exons: 3
Coding region: 158-793 (211 amino acids)
Biological process (GO): rRNA methylation
Molecular function (GO): rRNA (adenine-N6-)-methyltransferase activity; nucleic acid binding
Source: RefSeq, a predicted model, not a curated record
GACGCAGGACUCUUCUUUUGGAAAUCUGAUAUUACCAGUUCUUCCCAGAUUUGAUAGUAAAUGAAUUAUUAUUUGCAAAGAUGGACAAGUGUAUAUAUAAAUAACUAAAUAUUACUAAAGACUGCAUAAAUUGUGAUUGACAGUCUUUGAGAAGAUAAUGGCUAAUCUUCGGCUUCGUCAAUUAGAAGAGUAUCUUCAACAAAUGGAUGUGUUUGAAAAGCCAAAAAUCUUGCUUGAGCAAUAUGCCACUAGUGCACACAUUGCCUCACAUAUGUUGUACACUGCACAAUCGCAGUUCAACGAUAUAGAAGGUAAAAGCGUGGCAGAUUUAGGCUCUGGAUGUGGUAUAUUGUCACUGGGUGCCAAAAUGCUUGGUGCUGAAUACGUAGUUGGAUUCGAGAUAGAUUCAGAUGCAAUUGAUAUACAAUAUGGGAAUUGCACCGACAUAGAACUUUUUAUUGAAGUUAUUCAAUGCGAUAUUUUGCAAUAUUUACCAGGAAAAUAUGAGAAGUUCUUUGAUACUGUUAUAAUGAAUCCACCUUUUGGCACUAAAAAAAAUGCCGGUAUCGAUAUGAAAUUUCUCGAAAUAGCAAUGAAACUUUCGUCCAAUGCGAUUUACUCAUUACACAAGAGCAGCACGCGAGAUUAUAUUCUCUCGAAGGCGGCACAUCUCGGCGCAGAAGGAAAAGUGAUAGCUGAACUUAGAUACGAUCUACCAAGGGCUUACAAAUUUCACAAAAAAGCUUCCGUCGACAUACAGGUAGAUUUUAUACGAUUUGAAUUGAAACGCUGA